AUGUCGGGCAACCACAGCACCAGCGCUGGUGAGGCCCUGGAUACCAACAGUGAGGACGGACGCGGUGCGAUCACCGCCAACACCAGUGAGGUCAUGAACACCAACAGUGACGACGGACGCGACAAGAUCACCGCCGAAGACCUCGUUCUCAUCAAGCACCAAGCCUCCGACGCCAUCCAAGGAAAGUUCAAGCUCAUCUACUACGCUCACAACCCCAAGAGAGCGAUGAUCAGUCUCAGACGGCAGAGAGUCGAGAAAGAAGACUUCUUUCACAACCUUCUUACCACCCCCACGCAUAGCAUCACCACGACGCCAUUCGCUAACGCGGGCCCUUGGGUUCCUCGGAUCGCUAACAAAUCCGACCUCGGCGCAAUCAUCAUGAACCUGCCUCACCCGCCCACGCCUGUGCCGGAGUUCUUCAAGUGGUCCUUCCCGGACCGGACCAUCGAGGUGCUCACCCUCUGGCACUCUGGCGAGCGCCAGCGCCUCAACCGCAUCGCGACGGCCAUCCUGCAAGACGAGCGCAACGCCCGCUUCAACAACCCCGCCGCGCCCGCCCGCGACCCCAACGCCAAGAGCGCCCUCGAUGCCCUCGGCCAGCCGGAGCUGCACCAGCACGAAGUCCGCGGCGCCAACGGCUUCGCUCUCCUCCACCCGGUGCCCAUCUUCGUGCGCGGCGCGCGCUACCAGCACGUCCGCACCUCUCUGCCGAAGCUCGACGACUACGGCAACUACAGCGGCCGUGGCGGCGCCAAACCGGCUACCAGCAGCGAUGAGGACGUCGACGACGACGUUCACGUCGCAGUCCACGACCAGCACGCGCAGCUCGUCCUCUACUACGUCGACGACCUCGACCGCAGCCACCUCGACAAGAUGCGCGCGUCCGGCCACCACGCGUACCUCGUUGCGCGCAGCAAGGCCCGCGAAUGCCAGGACAUCGGCUUGGACGGCCUGGACAGCGACGAGUACGAGUACGUCAGCGACACGGCCGCCAGCACCGCUACCGGCUCCUCCAACGGCGAGGAGCGCAAGAUGACGAUGAAGAAGAAUGGCAAUUCCAGCGCCAAUCGCUCCGCGCUCGCCGACAUCGCGUUCAAGGUCUGGCUGCAGGAGACGUGCGACCCGGACGCCGCGACGCCAGUGGACAUCACGACCAUGGCGCAGAGCCUCAUGCGCGACCGCGUGGAGGCGGGCGAGGGCGGCGGAUGUCGCAUCCCGAAGGACGUGAUCGCCGCUGGCAGGGUCAAGAAGCUGGUCCACCCGGACCUGCGCGACGGCGUCGACAUCGACUGGAGCGACGGCGGCGCGGUGCGCAAGUACAACCGCUGGGUUGUGGAUUUCCUGGUGGGCAAGGGCGUCGAGUUCGAUGAUGGCUACAGCGAUGGCGAGCGCAAGGCGCUGAUGGAGAUUGUGGGAAUGCCCAUGCCGAAGGGCGUUGACGACAAGCUGCCUUCCGUGGCAUUGGACAAUGGCGGAAGAUUGAGUCCGCUGUUGCCCUUGGAGCGCUUGCUGAUUACGAUGGUUCGCAAGAAUCCGGAGGAGGUCGCGGCCUUCUUUGUCGGAGACGAGGACGAAGACAAGGUCGUGGACGAAAUGGAGGACAAGAUGGAGUGGCGCGGUAUGACCUGGGUCGAGGUUGCGGAGCAGUACAAUGCGCUUUGGCAUGGCUCGUCCGUCGUGAAUGGGUUCAAGCAUCGUGGACUGUGGCCCAGGCGCAAGAGGACGGUGGAUGAGCUGAAGAGCCAGGCGGGCGCCAUCUCUUCCAAGAAGAGUUCUAAGUGA
Molecule: messenger RNA, 1782 nt
Organism: Diplodia corticola
Lineage: Eukaryota; Fungi; Ascomycota; Dothideomycetes; Botryosphaeriales; Botryosphaeriaceae
Exons: 1
Coding region: 1-1782 (593 amino acids)
Source: RefSeq, a predicted model, not a curated record